UAAUCAGCUCCUUUCUGCAAACAGUUUGAAUAGAAAACAAUGAAUAACAUCAGUGUCGCAGUGUUAGUGGCUUUAGUCCUUAUUGGAUCAUUUGCUGUGCAAUCUGAUGCAAGUGAUUAUUAUGGUCCAAACUAUGGUCCUUCAAGACGUUGGGGAGGUUAUGGCAACAAUAACAGAUACAAUAGAUAUGGCGGGCGUUAUGGCGGAUAUGGCGGGUAUAAUGGCGGGAACAAAGGCUGGAGACGACCUUCAUGGGGACGACGAAAAUAUAAAUAUUGAAACAAUGAUAUAUUUAUAACUGUUAGCACAGCAACAUGUUUGGAAACGAGAGAUAGAU
This is a messenger RNA of Mytilus trossulus (common blue mussel), 337 nucleotides long. Its product is annotated as neuropeptide-like protein 30. The coding region runs from base 40 to 279 and encodes 79 amino acids. The transcript has 3 exons. Lineage: Eukaryota; Metazoa; Mollusca; Bivalvia; Mytilida; Mytilidae. The record is from RefSeq and is a predicted model, not a curated record.